UAUCGCUGAUUACUUCUCCUCAGCGUCGGAGCUGUGACUGAUGCCUGUGACCCACUGUCCAUGAGGAUUUAACCUCAGCAUCUUGACAAGAAAAUACUUUCAUAGUGUUUUUUUUAAGGUUUCUUGCUAUGACACAUCAUCAUUGAUUUGUGGGGGUGCAGAGAUCUGGGAUUUGAACCUUGGCAUGAUCACUGUCAGAACUGCUCUCUGAUUGGCUUGCAAGACAUACAAUUGGGAAGUGGAACACCCCUGUCAAAAACCUUUCAGUGCAAAGCUCAGCUUUUUAAUCACUGGUGUAUUCCAACCAGUCAGACAGUCCUAAAACAAGUAUGCAGUUCAUUUGCUAAGGAAUGGAGGAAGCAAGUUUGUGCCUUGGUGUAUCUUCAGCAGUGCCUGAAGCUGAUGUCCAGCUCAGCAAACCAGUACUAAAUGGCCAGUAUCCAAUAACCCAGAAGUUGCAUCAGUUGACAGCACAACUGGGACAUGCCUUUCCAGAACUCCAGAGCAGACAAAACCCUGAGGAGAAAGCAGCGAUUGGACUGGAGGAAAAGCGUCACCCAACAGUGGCUAACCAGCCAAUCAGCAAUCAAAUGACCCUGCUGGCAAAUCAGCUGAAUACAGAUAUUGACACUAAUUUAGGUAUGAAUGGGAGAGUUGACUUACAGCACUUCUUAAAUGGACAGAACCUUGGGAUAAUUUCACAGAUGAAUGGCACAGAAGAUGAUGCAAAAAAAUCCAGGAAGUACCCAUGCCCCAUUUGUGGUAAGCGCUUUCGGUUUAACAGCAUUUUGUCUCUCCACAUGCGCACUCACACUGGGGAGAAACCAUUCAAAUGUCCUUACUGUGAUCACAGGGCAGCUCAGAAAGGUAACUUGAAGAUUCAUCUCCGCACUCACAAACUUGGGAAUCUUGGGAAAGGUCGUGGGCGGGUCAGAGAAGAAAACAGGCUUCUGCAUGAGCUGGAAGAGAGGGCCAUCCUGAGGGAUAAACAGAUGAAGGGUGGUCUUGGCCUGCCAAGGGCUGAUGGGAAACAACACCAGGCUGUCAUUAGCUCCAGCAGCUUGCCUUUACCAGCCAGCCAGAGUAGCUCUGAUGCCUCUAAUACAAUCUGCAGCCCCAAGCCCACGGGCACACAGGAAGAACCAGCAGCUGCUACUGUGGGAUUUAGAUGCACCUUUUGCAAGGGGAAGUUUAAGAAACGCGAGGAGCUGGACCGUCAUAUUCGAAUACUCCACAAACCUUACAAGUGCACUCUUUGUGAAUUUGCUGCCUCUCAGGAGGAAGACUUGAUCAGUCAUGUGGAGAAAGCACACAUAACCGCUGAGUCAGUGCCAGGUCAGGGACCAAGUGGAAAUGGAGAGCAAUCCAGUAAUGAAUUUCGCUGUGAAGUCUGCGGCCAAGUCUUUAGCCAGGCUUGGUUCCUGAAAGGUCACAUGCGAAAGCACAAGGAUUCUUUUGAACAUAGCUGUCAGAUCUGUGGACGGCGAUUCAAGGAGCCCUGGUUUCUCAAAAACCACAUGAAGGUCCAUCUCAACAAACUGGCUGUAAAGAAUACGUCUCAGAGUGAUCAAGAGGUAUCUGAGAGUCUAAACAAUAUGGUGCAAGAUUCCCACUCGAAUGUGUAUUCAGCAUAUGUAUCUUGUUUACAGAGCGGUUUUUUAUCACCUGAUAAAUUGAGCUUGAAUGAACAAAGCCAACUUCAUUAUAAUAAAGCAGAAAUUGCUAGGAAGGAAAAGGAAAUGCUUGGGAAACUAUUAGUACCUGUGAGCAGCGCCGCUCGUGGUAUAGUGGAAGGAGACAAGCGCUCCUUACUGGGAUGUUUGACCCUGGCACCUCCUUUAAAGGCCAGCUGCAUGGAGCGUUUGCAGGCGGUAGCCCGUGUGGCUGAGUUUGAUCCUGUAAACAGCUACCAGGCUUGGCAGCUGGUGACAAGAGGAAUGGUAAUGGAGCAGGCUGCUCUGCCUAAGAAGCACCUGCACCCUGGUCAGGAAGACAGUCUGCCCAGUGCAGGUGCCAGUGUUGACAAGGACAAAGGAGAAUUUGUCUUUGCAGCUGGAGAUAAAUCAAAACAGAAACUAGAUGGGGACCUGAUUCAAAGCCCUAAAAGAACCAACAUUAAUGACAUUUCUGGUAAAGAUGAUCUAAUGGGAAGCAGGGAAUUCAUGGCACAAGGAAUGAAUCAAGGUCUGGAAUAUAAAAUUGCUGGAUUAGGACAAAACCAUGGAACUAUGAAAGAAAAGCCCACUGAAUGCCCAGACUGUGGCCGAGUGUUUCGGACCUAUCAUCAAGUUGUUGUCCAUUCCAGAGUGCAUAAGAAGGGAAGGAAACCUGGAGAUGAAGGAAUCCAGGGUGUUUUAGAUGAACGGCGUGGAUCUGGAAGUGAUCAAGAUUCCCAGUCUGUGAGCAGGUCAACCACACCUGGAUCAGCCAAUGUAACAGAGGAUAACAUGACAGCAGGUGGCUACUCUGUGACAGGAAGUACACAAGAAGAUAGUCCAAACCCAUCUUCUCCAUCUUCAGAUGUAGGAGAGGAAUUGGGAAGGCCUGCAGGAAUACAACAGCCUUCUUUACUGAGGGAUCGUGCCCAUGGAUCAGCCACCCGGGAUUGCCCCUACUGCGGCAAAUCGUUCAGAACUUCCCAUCACCUGAAGGUCCACCUGCGAAUACAUACAGGGGAAAAGCCGUAUAAAUGUCCUCAUUGUGACUAUGCUGGAACCCAGUCAGCAUCCCUGAAAUACCACUUAGAACGUCAUCAUCGGGAGCGGCAGAAUGGAACAAGUCCACUACUGGGGCAAGCACACACUCGUCAAGAGCAUUCUGAAGAGCCAGCAAGCAAAAGCCAGAUGUUUAUCAGACCAGAAAUAUUGAGAGGAGUUAUGAAAGGUGUGCCUGGAACUGACAUAAGGAGUAGUUUGACUCCUCAGCAGUGGCCACUUUCUUCUGCAGAGUGCCAAGGACAUGGACCCAGUGUUACAUCAGAGCAGCAAUCAGAAAUUCUAAAAAUCACUCCUGAGGUUUCUGGUGAGGAAACUCCAAGCCUUUCUGAUCUAAGCAGAGCUUUUCAGAGUCUUGCUGGGAAUGGAGUCAAUUUUCAAGGGUCUUUGCAAGCAUUUAUUGACACCUUUGGACUGAGAUCCUUGGAGAAAGAAAAAGAAAUGUUGGCAAGAGCAUAUGGUGAAACCACAAGUGUAAAACAGGUUGAAGGUCAGUCUUCUGAAGAAAAAUCAGCUGUCAAAUCUAGGUCAACUGCAGAAAAAUCCCAGUAUGAACCUUUGGAUUUGUCUGUAAGACCUCCAUCACACGAUUCUGUUUCAAUCCCUGGUGCAACCAUUACCGUUCAGGAUAACAUUACUUGGCAUGGGUGUCUAUUCUGUUCCUUCACAACAUCGUCAAUGGAACUAAUGGUUCUUCACCUUCAAGCAAACCACCUGGGAAAAUCAAAACGAAAAGAAAAUCUUUCAGGAACAGUUGGAGUUGGAAAUGAUCUUCGAGGGGAGUCUUCAUCUGUUGCAAAGAAAACCUGUUUGUCCAUUUCUCCUGUUGUUACCAAGAAAGAUAUUAUAACAGCAAAAUUACUUGACAAGGCAGAUUCCUCCCCUGAUAAAAUAUCUCAGCAAGGCCAAUCUGGUGAUUCUUUGGGAGAUCACAAGAAGUCUUAUAUUAAUCCUAUGGACUCCAGUCUGAGUUCUCUAGUGACAGACUUUUACAAACAAUUUCACAAAUAUUCAACAAGUGGCAGCCCAGGAACAUCUAUCUUGAGUUCUGCCCAUGAAAAUGAACUGAAAUAUAUACCUACAAAUACGCUGAAUCUUGUUUCACCAGGGACUACCAGCAUAAGUCCCUCUGGUGAAGUAGGUAAUCAACCAUGUAGUGAUGAUGCAGGGUCUGUAAAUGAUCAAGAUGCAGAUGAUCAAGAAGCAUUAGUUGACAUAAACCGACCAUCAACCUCUGAUGAAGAAACCUCUGACGAAGAAGAUCUGAUUCACAGUGCAGCUCUUUCACAAGGAUCACAGAGUCUUCUGAGUUCCAUGGGUAAACACCAAGGUGGACCUUGGCAUAAUUUAAAUCUUCUGCCAUCUCACAAUAUUCCACCAGGGCUGGUCAAACCGGAGCAGGUCCAUGACCAUCAACCUCUGGACCAGCAAAUGAACAUGCUGUCAGUUCUGAGAGCUUACAGCACAGACAACAUGGCAGCUUUCAAUGGUAUUGGAAAUAGUUCAACCAGCAGUGGCAGCACCACUAAGAGAGCAGAUUUAUCAGGUCACAGGCCUUUUCAGUGCAGAUACUGCCCAUACAGUGCCUCUCAGAAGGGGAACCUGAAGACUCAUGUUCUGUGCGUGCAUCGUAUGCCUUUUGACAACAGCCAGUACCCAGAUCGCAGGUUCAAACGCUCAAGAGUUGAAACGGAAGCUACUGGGAUUUCAGAGGAAGCAAGUGUUGUGAAACCAGGGAGCUCCUGUGAACUGCCGGUGGAAACCAGUCAGGACCAAGAGUAAUGCAGUGGAACAAAACAAAUAUUCGCAAUAUACAUUUUUACAGAGCUUUUUUUUGAUAUGCAGUCAGAAUGAGCAACUGUUUGUGGAAUUCCAAGGAAAGAACUUAUGGACUAUUUAAAAAUAAUACCCCAGUAUUGUGAUCGACAGUAUAGAACGUAUAAACUGGAGUAUCCAGUCCUCCCAAAUGACUGCCAAACUGUUACCUAGCAACAAGUACUUCAAAACAUCACAGGUGGGAGGAUAAAGUGGUUCUAAAAGGUGGGAGGAGGUCAUCAGCUACUUAAAAGCAGGACAUUUGAAAGUUUAAAGUGGUCUCUGUCCAAAAAUAAUGCUCUUAACAGAAAAAUGAUACCAUCUGAAUGAUUUAGCAUUGCCUUGAAGAUCUGGGGCUGUGUUUUCAGUGUUGAAAACACCUUUAUAACAUGACACCAUCUGCUGUCAUUCGCUUAGCAUAGUAAUGAGAUAUGUUGGUAGACUGCCAUGGUGCCAGUCUGACUGGAGCUGUCAUUGCAGAAAAAAUCAAUGCAAGCGGUGUCGCAACUGCACUAUAGAAGAAAUCUUAGACGCCCCAUGAACUAGGGUCAGUAGUGACCUACACUGAAGUGGGUUGGAAUUAAACAUUUUCAUAUUUUUUUCUGAUUCAUAGCCAAAUGUAUCAAAGGAAGAGAAUGAGACACAGUGCAAACGUGUUAGUCAUUUAUUUUUUUGUUACCAGUUUGCAGUGUUGAGGGAAAAAAACAUUUCUUUUUCUUUACUUCAAGGAAUUUUCUUCUGUGGAGAAGUAGGUUAUCAAUAAUCAAAUCAUAGAUAUGAGGGGAGGGAUAGGAAUGGGGAUCGGGAUGUGUCACUAAGCACUGAAAGCUGUUGAAUCUGACAGUAGAGGGCACUAGUGGGAAGUGGUAUGUUUGUAGCAAAGGAUUAUCAAGCUUUUUACUUGAAUAGAAUUCCCAGGAGCAACAAUUCGUUAAUUUUUGUAAGUGUGAAAGACAUAAAACAGGAGUUUCUCCUGAAGAGCUACUAAAUGGAGAAGUUGAAGAAGCCCAUUCAUCCAUUAUUUCCUGCUCUGUAUGUAUCAAGAAAUACUAUUAAUGUUUUUGGUCUUUCUCCCUUGUUUUUGUAAAACAGAAACAAUGGAAUGUGGUGUAUUUUUAUGAAUUUUAGCUUUUGUACAAUUCGGAAUCUGCAGAGUUUAAUUUCAAGGUGAUAUACAAAGCUUUUGAGGGACAUGGAAGCUUGUGGCAAAUGAUGUGAUUAUGAUGUUCUAGAAAAAUAACUUUUGAGAAGGUUUAUAACAACACAAAGUCAACACGAGAAUGGAAAUCAAGUAAGCUUAUAGCCUUUUAAUCUCACUUCCUUCAUCAAAAGCAAAAGUGGUGCUUCAUCUCCCCAUGGUAUUCGAGUAUCAGUGUCUUCUGAAAAAAAGUCUGACUUAAGAAGUCAAGUGGGCUGUAGGGAGCAGAAAGUAUAUCCCAGGGCCUUAAAACUUCUGCUCUGCCUAAAGCAGUUUACAGUAAUCAGAAACUGCAAUCUAUGAUUUGUGUAAAUAAAAAAAAGCUUAGUACUAACCUGAGACAAAGAUAAAAUCUCAGGCUAAGAGAGAAGUAUGGUUUGCAUAUGCUGGCUAUUAGGAAGUCAACAAUUGAAGACACAGUGUAAUUGAGGUCACUAACUAAGACCUAUCUGGCAUAUAGCAAGCUGGUUUUAUUGUUUUUUAGUAUAGUUCUCACUGCCUUACUUAAACCCAGAUGAUAAACUUAAUGCAACUGUUUCUAAAGAUCCCAAUAUGGGAUCGAGAUGUUAUUAAACAUUUCUGAACGACUGUAGUAAGCUUUAGGAUAUUAACUGCACUACCGUGUUUGGUGACUGUGUCAGUCGCUUGCUUUCGUGUGUGAGAGUGUGUGUGUGUGUGUGUGUGUAUGUGUGCGUGUGUAUCUGUGCGUGUGUGUGUGUGCAUGUGUAUAUGUGUAUGGGAGAGCACGUGAGUGUGUGUGUGUGUGUGUGUGUGUGUGUGUGUGUGUGUGUGUGCCGCCUACAGUAUCUUAGCAAACACAUUCCAUUCUUGCACUUUUGAAAUCUUUCAGUAUUCUUCUGUGUCUUUCAGCAUUUCAGAUGACAGGCAAUAAUUCUGUUUAUGACACUGGAAACAUUUCCCUUUCUGUGACGUGUGCGUUGAUUCCAUUUAGUCAGGUGCUACUGUCCCUCUUUUUUUUCCUCUCUUACGUAGACCUUUCCAGAACAUUUGUAACUUGUAAUACGAACAAGUGACAGCAGCAGUGAUACAUUGUCAGAUUCUGAAUAACAUCAUGCUUCACAAAUCUAAACAUGUCAACAUUUCUCUGUACUUCUGUAGUGUGUGAAACUGGUCAUGAUAUUGUCUACAUUCCUAAAUGAAGGAGUUCUUAUCUUGGAGGAGAUCUGAGAUCAAUAGAGUAGAGGAUUUUGUUGCCUUGCUUGUAACAAGUAGAUGACUUUGUAUUUAAAGUUUAUUCUUGGUCAUUAUUUAUUAUACAUCAGUUGACAGAACUUUAUUCUGGUAUAGAAGUAUAAAAGUUGUUUUUCAGCAAUGACUGUUUUCUUUCUGCUGUUAGAAGCAAGAUGUCUUUGAAGCAGUACAGUUUUAUCCAGUGUUUUACGCAAUAAAACCUCUACCU
Molecule: messenger RNA, 7147 nt
Organism: Pristis pectinata (smalltooth sawfish)
Lineage: Eukaryota; Metazoa; Chordata; Chondrichthyes; Rhinopristiformes; Pristidae
Gene: znf536
Product: zinc finger protein 536
Exons: 8
Coding region: 351-4496 (1381 amino acids)
Biological process (GO): regulation of DNA-templated transcription
Cellular component (GO): nucleus
Molecular function (GO): DNA-binding transcription factor activity, RNA polymerase II-specific; RNA polymerase II cis-regulatory region sequence-specific DNA binding
Source: RefSeq, a predicted model, not a curated record